Messenger RNA from Dibothriocephalus latus, 222 nucleotides. NCBI's taxonomy places the organism in Eukaryota, Metazoa, Platyhelminthes, Cestoda, Diphyllobothriidea, Diphyllobothriidae. The record is from the annotation of a GenBank genome assembly.
AUGGAAAAUAGGCAGCUGGCAAAAAUAUUUACCGAUGACGAGGGCCAAAUUUUUGAACAAGUUGAAGAGCUCAAUGAGGAGCUUCGUGAACUCUCUGACGCCAAGCGUAAACUUGCGCUCCUCAAGGACGUAAGAAUGGACUUCUGCAAAGUGCACAUUUUCAUAGAACAAAUAAUUGUAUGUAGCUGGCAGCAGUCUGCUUUUGUACUUGGUGAGUUUUAG